CGGCCGUGAUCAACUUCCAGCUCGAGUUUUAUAGUUUUGCAGUGCAACUAUUUUAGCGAUUCUCCCUUAUUUUAGGUGAUUUUCUUUCAAGAUUGUGUGAAAAAUCGUGUAGUUUUAUCGCACUCUCAACUUUGUGCAUUGCAAAAGACACGCGUUAAAGAAUGGUGCAACGGAGUGUAACGCCGGGGAGUCGCCAGGCGCCGGAUCCUCAUGAUCAAUUCCUGGAGAAGAUGGGCUACUACCGGAAGCACACAGGCCGAGACUCAACAAACCUGUUUCGAGUCAUCUCCGAGCAGCUGUACGACACACAGAAGUACCACUGGGAGAUCAGAGAGGAGUGUGUGGCCUACAUGAGACGCAACAGAAAGUCCUACAGGCGCUUUGUCGAUGGGGACUUCGAUAACUACCUGAUUGACUUGUCCAAGCCGCGUACUUUCGGUGGAAUCCUGGAGCUGAGAGUCCUGGCAGCGCGCUACAAACGCAAUAUUCUGAUUUUCGAGGCAUAUGAUCAUGAGAAUUGUUCAGCUGGAACCUACCUGGACUACAAUCCUGAUUACGCGAAGACCUUCCAAGUGUUCUUCACGCCUGAUUACCACUUCGACACCGUGUAUGACAUGGACUACAUGGAGAAUUUGGCUUUCUGCCAGGCUCUCGUCUACGAAGUGCUGUACCGAAAGGUGUUCAAGCUGCCGGACAUCAAUUACGCUGUCGAGCGAAUGCUGCACGAUCAUGCAGGCAUGAACACAUCUAUUGUUGAGGAUCCGUCACGCAUGCAGUGUGGAGAUUAUCGUGAUUAUGGGGAUAUUCGCCAGUUCUACUUUGAUCCAGCAGACGCGACGAAUUGUGUGUUGAACAACAGGGAUUUGUGUCAUUUUCACAAUCCGAAAUUUGAUGAAUUCGUGGCGAUGGUCAAGAGGGAGCUGGAGCUGGAGAAGAAGGAGAGAAAGAAUCAGCAGGAGAUUGUUCCGAGUUCUCGCACGCUCUCUUCGAUGCUGCCGCAGAAGGAUAUUUCAUGCGUGUGUCAACUGCUGAACGCCCAAAUUACGCCAUUUCCAUACAAAGUGGCGAAAUCUCUCGAUCCUUACAUCUAUCGCAAUGUGGACUUUGAUGUGUGGACGGAAAUCCGGAAGGAGAUGCGAAUGCGCAGGUGUGAUCGCAGCUUCCUCAGGGUGGGUCUUCGAUGCUCUGUGAAGUUGCGAAUGUCCCAGGAUGAGCUGUACAGCUGCUACAUUCAGGAGUUGUCGGAGAAUGGGCCGUGCGGGGUGUUUGUGGAGGAACUCGGCGAGCAUCAUCGUGUGCCCAUCUUCAAUCUGCAGCCGCUCAACAGUGGGCACUGGAAGCCGUGGAUGGUACCGCUGAAGAAUCAGCAGAACGAGAAACGCCAUGAUGGAAAAAGGGACACUCUGAUGCAGUACACAAAGAUGCGCGACAUCAAGCCAUAUCCAGUGGAGGUGUUGGCCAUGCCAGUGCUUACGGGAAAUCGUGGCGGGAAAGACGGUGAGAAUCCUAAAGCGCCGGAUGGUGAGAAUAAGGGAAAGAAGGAGCCCAGCACUCCCGUCAAGUAUGAGGAGAUGAAGCCGAUGCCUUUGGAGGAAGAGCUGGAGUAUUAUCCAGAGAUGCAGUAUGUAAAUCCGCCGAUUUACUACAACUACGAUCCCAUGAGCAUGUACAUGAUGCCACCGUACGGUGUUCAGAUGCAGCCAUACUACGGGAAUGUGGUCAUGUGCUCUUCCAUGCCGCCGAUGCAAGCUCCGCCGAUGCCCAUCUACCAACCGCCAGCAUCAUCUGCCAUGGCCAUGCCGAUGCACACUCCUGUCUCUCCAAACUCCGUGUCUCAAGUCACCGGUGGGAGACGCUACGAUGGGCCACUAUUUCCCGAUGUUAAUUUCAAUGUCAUGCCCAGCAUGGCGUCCAAUGCCAGUGAUCUUCCGCUGAAUGAUUUGCAAACCGUUCAGUUUUUCUACAAUGCUGGUGUUGAGUACUUCAAUUUCUUGAAGAGCAACUGUGGAUGGCCACAGGCCAUCGCAGGGAUGUAUGAGCUGCAGGGACUUCCACCGCCGCAGGACUUUCAGGAGUCAUACGACAGAACGCAAUACUCUCUCACGCCGAGAUAUGAUGAGUAUCAGCAAGAUCAGCUCUCCGAGUCUCAACACAGCACUUCACCAUUGCCUCAGAGCUCUCCGGGAAUUCUGCCGCCGCCGAAUAAUUAUCAUCAGGGUGGUGUGAGGCCACAUCACCACGGCAAUCGCAACAAUCAGCGUCAUAAUCGCAAGGAAACAACGCCAAAGAGUGUGUCGAAGAAACACAAUCAGUACCAUGGAAAAUAUCACAGUGAAAACAAUAAUCAUGGGAAAAAUGCAGGGCAGAACAAGAGCAGCGGUGAGCAGGAGAAAUUGUCUCCUCCGGCGAAUGCCUUUCCUGACAUAUCGCCAUCACAUGGCGUGAAGAGCAAAGGAGAGAAUCAGGAGCCGAUCUACAACGUUCCACCACCUUUCCAUGGUCAUCAGCCACUCGAGGGAGAAUCUCCUCACUACUCCAUGAUGAAUAGCUACGGCAGCGUGCCGUGCAACAAUUCUCAGGGAAUGCCCAUGACGAUGUUCUCUAUCUUGCCGCCACCGAACACCUCCACGAUGACCAGUGUGGUUCCGGCGAUGCCAAUGCAGCCCUGCGUUGGCCCGGAUGUGACUGUAAUGCCACCCACAAUCUUGCCCCCAGUGCCACCUCGUCCGAUGGGUGGCGGUGGUGGUGGUGGUGGUGGCAAUGGGACCGAGAUGGGCAAUUUCUUGCAUCACAAUGGACAAGUGACAGUUGGUGCGGGCGGAAGGGGUGCUACCGCAGGGGGUGGCGGAGGAGCACCGAUAGGGGGUGAGGUUGUCUCUCCUUAUGGCAUAAUUCCGCCACCCACGCAGUUCCAGUAUCAGCCGCCACCGCUUAUGAAUGCAACGACCCCAAAUCGACCCCCGGGAAAUUGGUAUCACUUCACAUCUCGCCCACCUCCACCGACUCCCACCACGGUGGCCUGUGGAAACAUGAGUGGUGCUGGAGCCUACACGCCGAACGCUGAUAUUCCGCACUGA
Molecule: messenger RNA, 3077 nt
Organism: Phlebotomus argentipes
Lineage: Eukaryota; Metazoa; Arthropoda; Insecta; Diptera; Psychodidae
Product: protein ovarian tumor locus-like
Exons: 4
Coding region: 162-3077 (971 amino acids)
Biological process (GO): protein deubiquitination
Molecular function (GO): cysteine-type deubiquitinase activity
Source: RefSeq, a predicted model, not a curated record